This is a messenger RNA of Fusarium venenatum, 1716 nucleotides long. NCBI's taxonomy places the organism in Eukaryota, Fungi, Ascomycota, Sordariomycetes, Hypocreales, Nectriaceae. The record is from RefSeq and is a predicted model, not a curated record.
AUGAACCUUCUGAUAAAACACCAGCACCAGACCUGUCAAGCUGCUCUGUCAGCACCCGGCGCAUGCCGCCAAGCAACACCAAACCGUGUCACAACUGCCGUCGCCGACGCCUGCGCUGCGACCGCUCAUGGCCGACAUGCCACAAAUGUGCGGUCUCGGGGCAGGAAUGCCUCGGGUAUGGCAAGGUUUUCGUCUGGACGCAAGGUAUUGACUCUCACGGCAAUGUCAAUCCGCCUCCGGGCCGGAGGCUACCCGACGACACUGAUUCUUCCGCCUCUGCCUCGCCCCCGGGACAUUAUCAUCAACUGGGUCAAGCACCCACUGGCGCGCUUGGUCCAACAAGCACAACAGGCUGCCCAAGAGGCAGAGGAGUUGAAGCGACAUCAGCAACAGCCGACCCCACGCAAUGACGAAUCUGCAUCCUCGAGCGAUGGCAAUAUGCCUUGGCCUUCUCCGGCUGCACUUACAGAUCCGUUGUUCCAGGAUCUUGACCGCACAUCGCGAUUCUACCUAGCGCAUUUCUCCGAAAGCGUUUGCAAGGAUCUCGUGGUCCGAGACACACCUGAGAGUAAUCCAUUCCGUGAGCUGAUACCCUUGACACGGAAGCACCCGCUUCUUUUUCAAGUUCUUAUUGCGACUUCAGCUAUCCACUGGUCCAAUGUGUUUCGUCGCGUCACCAAGAUCCCCACUGGCAUCCCCAAUCCCGGCGACUACCUCUCUGUGCUGCGCUCAAAGGAUCUUGUAACUCACCAAGCUCUUAUCGAUGCCCUGACGGCCAAGCAAAAGGCUAUGAGCCACCUUAGAGAGGUGCUCGAUACACUUGACCCUGCGGGUAGUGAGGUGGCACUGGCUGCUAUGCACUUUUUUAUCAAAUUUGAUUUGAUUGAUUUGGACAAGUCGGACAAUCAGAGCUGGAGGGCCCACCUCGAAGGCGCUACCAGUAUUAUGGCGCUUCUUAACCCGGAUAGUAACCCCGACGCUUCUAGUAGAAUGUUGCGGGACCGGGUCAUCACUGACAGCUUCAUUUAUAAUAUUCUCGGCUCGACGUUGACCUCGGGAGGGCUCGCUGCAAGGGUUGCACGACAAGCUUUUCAGUUUCUACCUGUUAUGAAACGUGUGGAACUGACAAGUUAUUUGUCCUGCCCUCCAGAGAUCCUCAACAUUAUUCUUUCCGCUUCUGAAUUGUCUCACGAAGUACCCUGGACUGACCAGUCCUUGGGGGCGGCAGAUAAGGCACUCGCCCUGAUAGACGAAGCUCUUGCCGUUGAUAUUCCAGCCUGGGCAGACUACUUGCGGCAACACAACAUCACCCAGGACCUCAACAGUCGAGUGCGUUUAGCCUUAGCACACCGUUCGGCGGCAUGCUUGUACAUCCUCCAAGCAUUGCCACUAGUUCGGUCGUUGCGGUCUAUUGAUACCGAUUUUCUGCUUGAGGACGUUUUGAGCAAUUUAGCUCUCAUUGACGAGAACGACCCAUACUUCAAAGCCUCCUCGUGGCCAACAUUUGUUGCAGGGGCUGAGACACGAGACCCUGAAAGACGCACAUGGACCCUGUCCCGGUUAUUGUCAAUUUGGCAGAUUUGUCCGUGGGGGUACCUGUUCACGGCAAUUGAGAUGCUCAAGGCAACGUGGGCGAUGCAAGAUACACGCAGCACGGAUAAUGUCAACUGGCUACAUGAUUUACGUGGGAUGGGAUUUGAGAACUUGAUCGUUUAA